AUGGCUUCCUCAUUCUUCAUCUUAGGCUCGGAUUUCAAAUGCGUACUCUCUUCUGGGAAUACUAUAACCAUGUCUGGGUUUGGUGCACUGAGACACACUCACCCAAAUUGUUUGUUCAGCAAAUGCUUCCACUUUCGGACUCUAUCUACUAGAAUGGUGUCAAGGACUACAAAGAUGGUUUCUGAGGUAUACGUUGGUGGAGACACAAGUAGCAGAGUCAAUAGCAAGAGGUACACCAAGUUGGACUCUUGUUUGGUCAUACCACCUACCCCUAAUCGUGCCAAGCCUCGAGCUAUAAUCAAAUUUCUGGGUGGUGCCUUCAUCGGUGCUGUUCCUGAAGUUACUUAUGGGUAUCUGAUAGAGUCUUUGGCCAAGGAGGGUUUUCUUGUGGUGGUGGUGCCUUAUAAUGUGACAUUUGACCAUUCUCAAGCUGCUAAACAGGUAUAUGAGAGGUUCGAAGCUUGUUUGGGUACAAUCCUGACAUCUGGGUUGCCUCAAGCCAAUUUGUCUCCUGUUCAGCUUGAAGACCUUCCUCUUUUCUCUGUUGGCCAUAGCAAUGGAGCACUUCUUCAAUUACUCACAGGAAGCUUAUUUUCAGAGAAAAUACCUAAGGCUAAUGUCAUAAUCUCAUACAACAACAGGCCAGCAACGGAGGCAGUCCCAUACUUUGAACAGUUGGGUCCAGCAGUCAGCCAAAUGAUGCCAGUUAUGGAGACAACUCCUUUUAUUUCAAUAGCUAGAAAUGCAUCAGGAGAUGCACUGAAGAUGAUUUUGGAUGCUGUUAGAUCAACUCUACAGGAAUCUGAGCAGGAAAUACUUAAUUCCUUAACUAAAUUUGUUGAUCAGUUGCCCUUAGUAAUGAAUGAGGUUUCGCAAGGAGUAUCAGAGUUCAAGCCAACACCAUCUGAAAACCGUGAUUGCUUUAAAUGUUCAUACAAUGUUGAACACACACUAUUGGUGAAGUUCAAUUUUGACGCAAUUGAUGAGACAGAUAUUCUUGAAGAAACACUAAAGCCUCGUGUAGAGUCAUUGGGAGGGACAUUAGAGAAAGUAACGUUAAGUGUAAAGUUUUCCUCUUUGCUGGAAACUGCUUUCCUGAAUUAUCAUGGCAGUGAAGUGUCUUAG
Sphenostylis stenocarpa is the source of this 1125-nucleotide messenger RNA. Lineage: Eukaryota; Viridiplantae; Streptophyta; Magnoliopsida; Fabales; Fabaceae. The record is from the annotation of a GenBank genome assembly.